AUGUAUCCUGAGACUUUUGAAGGCUUUUCUGUGACCUCACAUGAGAACUGGUCCGACCUGAAAAAGACAGAGUUCAAGCCAAAGACCUUCGAGGACCACGAUGUCGAUAUCGUUAUCGAGGCUUGCGGUGUUUGCGGAAGCGAUCUCCACACGAUUACCGGCGGCUGGGGUACUCAAAAUCUUCCUCUCUGCGUUGGACACGAAAUCAUCGGCAAGGUCAUUAAGGCUGGGCCAAAGGUAACGCUCUGCAAAGUAGGAGACCGCGUUGGCGUCGGUGCACAGAUCGGGGCUUGCUUGGAGUGCAAGGUUUGCAAAGACGAUAAUGAGAACUACUGCCCUCACAUGAUCCAUACCUACGCUUCACCGUACCCCGACGGUACGAUCGCGCAGGGAGGCUAUUCAAGUCAUAUUCGCGCGCAUGAAUACUUCACCUUCCCUAUUCCUGAGGAGAUGGACUCCGCUGUUGCUGCUCCCUUGAUGUGUGCCGGCCUCACUGUCUUCGGACCCAUGCACCGCGCCAAGGUUGGCCCUGGAAUGAAGGUCGCUGUACUUGGAAUUGGCGGUCUCGGUCACCUGGGCCUUCAAUUUGCUCGUGCUCUCGGCGCCGAAGUCUACGCCCUCUCUCAUUCGCCACACAAGAAAGACGAUGCCAUUAAAUGUGGCGCUCAACACUUCAUCGUCACCUCCGAACCCGACUGGUACAAGCCCUGGCAAUACACCUUCGACUUCAUCCUCAACACUGCCGACGUAACCCACACCUUCAACAUGGUCGAAUACAUCUCUACCCUGAACAUCAACGGAACGUUCCACAACGUCGGUCUGCCUGACGAACCUCUUCCGGAAAUGCGUGCCUUCCAUUUCUUGCAUAACGCGGCCAGCAUUACGGGGAGCCACAUUGGGAGUAGGCCGGAGAUGCUGAGGAUGUUGAAGGUAGCGACGGAGAAGGACGUCAAGCCAUGGGUCGAGACUAUACAGAUUGGGGAGGAGGGGUGCAAGGAGGCUUUGGAGAGACUGAAGAAGAAUAAGGUGCACUUCAGGUUCACCUUCACUGGCUAUGACAAGGCGUUCCCCAAUAGGAUAACAUCGGCCUAG
Stereum hirsutum FP-91666 SS1 is the source of this 1092-nucleotide messenger RNA. RefSeq names its product NADPH-dependent medium chain alcohol dehydrogenase. Gene Ontology annotation, biological process: alcohol metabolic process. Gene Ontology annotation, molecular function: alcohol dehydrogenase (NADP+) activity; zinc ion binding. The transcript has 5 exons. The record is from RefSeq and is a predicted model, not a curated record. Bases 1 to 1092 code for a protein of 363 amino acids. Lineage: Eukaryota; Fungi; Basidiomycota; Agaricomycetes; Russulales; Stereaceae.